UCCCUGUCUCUCUCCUCCACUCAGGAGGAUGCGUUCGGGGAAGCUGCGCGUGGCGGUGAUAGGUGCCGGGGCGGCGGGUCUGUGUGCCGCGAGACACAUCCUGGCGCGGGGGGGCUCCUUCUCCCCCCCCACGGUGUUCGAGCUGAGCGAGCGGGUCGGGGGCACCUGGGUCUACGAGGAGCGAGUCGGCAAGGAUCAGAGAGGCAGGACUGUGCACAGCAGCAUGUACCGGGACCUGAGGACCAACAUCCCGAAGGAGGUGAUGGCGUUCCCGGACUUCCCGUUCGAGAAGCGGCUCCCCUCGUUCGUGCAUCACUCGGAGGUGCGGCGCUACCUGGAGCAGUACUGCCAGCACUACAGGCUGAGAGAACACAUCCAGUUUGGCACCUCCGUGGAGUCUGUGAAGCCGGUGGCUACGGAGAAGGGGUGGCGUGGGCUGGCGUGGGACGUCACCACCUCUGACGUGACUGGAACAAAAGAGACGACCACCGAGCGGUUUGACGCAGUGAUGGUGUGCAACGGGCACUUCUUUGACCCUUAUAUCCCACCCAUUCCUGGCCUGGAGAAUUUCAAGGGCACUCUGAUGCACAGCCAUGACUAUCGCUGUCCGGAGCCCUUCGCUGGACAGAGUGUUCUGCUGCUGGGGGCCGGUCUCUCUGGGCUGGACAUCGCCCAGGAGCUCUCCGCGGUGACCAGUCCGGUGACCCUGAGCCACAGCCAGGCCCCCCUGCGCAGCCUGCUGCCCCGGGGGAUGCUGGAGGCCCCUGGGGUGCAGCGUGUGCUGGGGGACGGGGCCCUGGAGCUGGGGGACGGGAGUCUCGUCCGGCCGGACGUCUUCAUGUUCUGCACCGGAUAUAAAUUCACCUUCCCCUUCCUGGAACCGGGGGAGCUGGGGCUGCAGCUCAGGAGCCACAUGGUGUCCCCCCUGUACAAGCACCUGCUGCACACAGCCUUCCCCUCCCUGUCCAUCGUGGGGCUCUGCAGAGCCAUCUGCCCCUUCCCCCACUUCCACUGUCAGACCCAGUUUGCCCUCUCUGUGCUCGAUGGCUCCUUCACGCUGCCCUCACGUGAGCAGAUGGACCGGGAGGUGGACACUGAGAUCCGGAGGCUGCUGGACAGCGGCGUCCCCCUGAGACACGUCCUGAAGCUGGACGCGGAGCAGUGGGAUUACAACGACCAGCUGGCCGCACUGGGGAACUUCCCAGCCCUGCCCCCCUACUGGAGGAGCCUCUACCAGGCGAACAAGGAGUUCAGAGCAACAGACCUGCUGAACUACAAGAGAUACAACUACCAGGUGCUGAGCGACACGGACUGGAGCGUGGAGAGACAUCCGCACUGAGAGAGGGGGAGAGAGACACAGAGAGAGAGAGAGAGGAGAGACACACACACUGAGAGAGAGGGGAGAGACACACACACUGAGAGGGGGGGGGGGGAAGAGAGAGAGAGAGAGAGAGAGAGAGAGAGAGAGAGAGAGAGAGAGAGAGAGAGAGAGGGGUGGGAGAGACACACACACACACACAGAGGGGAGAGACACACACACACACACUGAGAGAGAGAGGGGAGACACCCGCACUGAGGGGGGGGGGGGGGGGGGAGAGAGAGAGAGAGAGAGAGAGAGAGAGAGAGAGAGAGAGAGAGAGAGAGAGAGAGAGAGAGAGAGAGAGAGGGGUGGGAGAGACCACUGAGAAAGAGACACACACACAGUUCAUCAAGCAGAUAAAUGUAAUAAUACAAAUAAACUCUGUACAAACACAA
Acipenser ruthenus (sterlet) is the source of this 1755-nucleotide messenger RNA. RefSeq lists its product as uncharacterized. The record is from RefSeq and is a predicted model, not a curated record. Gene Ontology annotation, molecular function: NADP binding; N,N-dimethylaniline monooxygenase activity; flavin adenine dinucleotide binding. NCBI's taxonomy places the organism in Eukaryota, Metazoa, Chordata, Actinopteri, Acipenseriformes, Acipenseridae.